Molecule: messenger RNA, 3241 nt
Organism: Onthophagus taurus
Lineage: Eukaryota; Metazoa; Arthropoda; Insecta; Coleoptera; Scarabaeidae
Source: RefSeq, a predicted model, not a curated record
UUACGAACCUUUCACUUCUUAUUUCAGUGUUAAGAUACAUUUCAAUAUGGAAUCUGUUGAAAUAAAAAUAAAUCAGGGUGUUUUAAAAGGUAAUGUCUCUAAGGAUUUUUUAGGGACGAAUUUCUUCAGUUUUCAAGGUAUUCCUUAUGCUAAACCGCCAAUAGGUAAUUUGAGAUUUCAGUUACCAGAAAAAUGGGAAUCUUGGGAAGGAGUCAAAAAUGCAACUCAAACAAAACCUGGUUGUUAUUCUGUCGAUUUCUUUUCCGGAAAUAUAACAGGAAGCGAAGAUUGUUUAUAUUUAAACGUUUAUACUCCCGAAAUUACAACCAAUUUAAAACCAGUGAUGGUUUUUAUCCAUGCCGGAGCAUUUUUAGCUGGCUCCGGAAGUACUAUUUUAUACGGUCCAGAAUAUCUAAUUUCCCAAAAUAUCGUUUUAGUUACUCUUAAUUAUAGAGUAGGAGCUUUAGGAUUCUUAUCUUUAGAACCUGAUUUACCAGGAAACGUUGGAUUAAUGGACCAAAUCAUGGCAUUAAAAUGGGUUCGUGAAAAUAUUUCCGAUUUCGGGGGAAAUCCCCGAAAUAUUACUUUAUUUGGGCAUAGCGCAGGAGCAGCUUCAGUUCAUUAUUUACUUUUAUCGCCUAAAUCAGAAGGUUUAUUUCAUAAAGCGAUCAUUCAAAGUGGUUCAGCUUUAGAUCCUUGGGCGAGAGGACAUGAAAAUUCGCAGAAAUUAAUUAAAGCAUUAGGAAUUAACGUUAAAAACAAUCAGGAAGCUUUAAAAAUUUUAAAAGAAGUUCCAGUUGAUGAUAUAUUGAUGGCUCAAUUAUCAAUUAAAGAUAGUUUAAUACCAAAUCUUCGAAGACCAUUUUCUCCAAUAAUUCAACAAAAAUCGACCCCAAACGCAUUUUUGACGGAAGAUCCUUUAAAAAUAAUCCUGGAAGGAAAUUAUAAUAAAAAUAUUCCAAUAAUUUUCGGUUACACCUCGCGCGAAGGGAUUCUUUUUGAUUUUAUGUACAAAGAAGCUAAACAAUACGAUUUAGAAACUGCAAUUCCUCACUUUAUGAAUAUCGAAAAAGGAUCUCCUUUAUCAUUAAAAAUAUCUGAAAAAAUUAAAAAAUUUUACUUCGAAGGAGACGAUUUUAAAAUAGGAGGUGAUAAAUUGUAUCAAUUACAAACCGAUAACUUAUUCCUUAGAGGAAUUUAUCAAUCCGCGAAACAUCAUGCAAAAGUAAAUAAAAACUCGGUUUAUCUUUAUCGAUUUUCAAUGGAAACCGAACUAAACACGAUGAGAAUGUUAUUUAAAAAAGAUAAUGUAGGAGCUUGCCACGGAGACGAUGUUUUUCAUGUUUUCAAAAAUUCAAUUUCGUUAAAUUGCGUUGAAAGAGGAUCAAAAGAAUUUGAUGGAGUGUUGAAAAUGGUGAGGUUAUGGAGUAAUUUUGCGAAAUUUGGAGAACCAAAAAUGGAUGAUUUAAUAAACGUUGAGUGGAAACCCAUUGAUGGAGAAAUGAAUUAUUUAGAUAUUAAUGUAGAUUUGAAACAAGGUGUUUUUCCGGAAAAAUCUCGAAUGGAAUUUUGGGAUGAAAUUUUAUCAAUUAAAUCAUGUUCUCGUUUAAAUAACAUGGAAAAUCCAAUAAUUCAUUUAGAAGAAGGGAAAAUACGUGGAAAAUUCGUUAGGGGAUGGAAAAAUAUUAAAUUUUAUAGUUUCCAAGCUAUUCCAUACGCUGAGCCCCCAAUCGGAAAAUUAAGAUUUAAGGCUCCUAUACCAAAAAAGAAAUGGUCCGAUAUUAAAGAUUGCACCAAAGAAGGAGAGGAGUGUUACUCAAGGCAUCUGUUUAAACAAAAUAUUGUAGGAUCGGAAGAUUGCUUAAUUUUAAAUGUUUACACCAAAGAUUUACCUAACGAAAAAAAUACAAGUUUAAAACCUGUUAUGGUCUGGAUUCAUGGUGGUGCUUUUAUAACCGGUUCAAGUAAAACUGAUCUUCAUGGACCUGAUUAUUUAGUUAAUGAAGAUGUGGUUAUUGUAACUAUAAAUUAUCGUUUAGGACUUCUUGGUUUUUUAUCCUUUGAAGAUCCAAAUUUAGACAUCCCCGGAAACGCCGGAUUUAAAGACCAAGUUUUAGCGUUAAAAUGGGUACAAAAAAACAUAAAAAAAUUCGGCGGGGAUCCAAAUAACGUCACGAUUUUUGGGGUUAGCGCUGGAGCUUCGUCUACUCAUAAUCUAAUUCUGUCGCCAAUAACGAAAGGAUUGUUUCAUAAAGCUAUUAUGCAAAGCGCCUCAGCAUUAUUACCUUGGAGUGUAACAAAAAGUCCGUCGAAAACUUUAAUGGAUCAAUUAGGAUUUAAAUCAGAAAAAGAUUUAUACGAAAAAUUACAAGGACUACCUGUUGAAGAAAUAUUUAAGAUUCAAGAAAAAAUGGGAGAUCAUUUUGAUGCUUAUAGACCGAGAGAAAUUGGUUUAGUAAUUGAAAAAUCAACGAAUAAAGAGGAUAAUUUUAUGCCAGAACAUCCUUUGGAAAUAAUUAAAAAAGGAUCUUACAACAAAGUACCGAUGAUAUUGGGGUAUUGUACUAGAGAAGGAAUGUUUUAUGCCUCACUUGAAAAGAAACGUAAAAUAAAAUUGUUAAUAACCAACUUUGAAGAUGCAAUCCCAAAUUAUUUAAACAUCCCGAGAGGGUCUCAAAAAUCGAAAGAAAUUGGAGAAAAAAUUAAAAAAUUUUAUUACGCCGAUGAAGAACCUAGCCAAGAAAAUAAAGAUAAAUUUUAUUUGUUAACCACUGAUAUUUUCUUCUUUUACGGGAUAUACAAAGCGAUGAAAUUGCAUGCUUUAAAAUCAAACCCACCAGUUUAUUUUUACAGGUUUGAUUUAGAAACAAAAUUAAAUAUUUAUAAGAAAUCAACUGGUUGUACACUUCCUGGAACGUCACACGCUGAUGAUAUAGCAUAUUUAUUUAAAACCGAUUACAUAACCGAAGAUGAUAUUCAAGAAACCAGUAUUGAAGAAAUAUCGAGUAAAAAAAUCGUAAAAAUGUGGACGUCUUUUGCAAAAACGGGAGAUCCAAAUCCAAAAGAUUACUCGAUAAACGCUAAAUGGAUACCUGUUGAAGAAAAUAGCAUCAAUUAUUUGAAUAUUUCCGAAACAUUUUCGGUGAAAGUUAAUCCAGAAGAGGACCGAAUUAAACUUUGGGAUGAAAUUCAUUCUUCUUGAUUUUAUUUGUAAAUAAAUCUUUUUAAUUUAAAAAAAAAA